Molecule: messenger RNA, 4294 nt
Organism: Prorocentrum cordatum
Lineage: Eukaryota; Dinophyceae; Prorocentrales; Prorocentraceae
Source: the annotation of a GenBank genome assembly
AUGGCUCUUGCGCAGCGGGGUGGCGCUGGGCAGGUCGGGCUGGCUGCGCUGGAGGGCGUUGCUGAGUUCUACCUCCUCAUCGCGGCCUUCGUCCUCGUCACCGUGGUCGCCACUGUGGUGGCCGCCUGCUGCUGCUGCCUUCUCAGGUGCGCCUCCGGGACUGGUUGGGCUCGCCUCCGCGCGCAGCCUGCCCAUGGCGUUCCGCUGCAGGAGUUGCAGCUGCCCCGGCAGCCUCAGGGCCGCCCCCUCGGCGAGCUCGCAGAGUUCAUCCGGAUGGGAGGCGAGCCCGCACUUGCCGAGGCUGCUCGCGACCUGGGCGUGCCCCGCAACGUGGUGCAGUCGUGGUGGGACCGCGCCGCCCGGCGGGGGCCCCACGCCCAGCAUGAUGAUGCUUUGGCGGCCACAUCCCUGGGUGGAUGGCUCCGCGACCUCACGGAGGAGGGCAUCGAGCCUCACCCAGGUCCUCUCGGCGGCUUCAUGGCGGAAGUCCGUGCGAUGGUGGACGCGCAUGCGGCUGACGCCGAAAUGGUCCAGCCGCUGCCCAGGCCAGAGCUGCGGCAGAUCCGGCGGGACCUCGAGGAGCGCGUCCAAUGCCUUGAGCGGUUCGCGCAGCUCCGCGCGCUGGUGGAUGCGCAGGCGGCCGUUGCUCUGGAGGCUCGUUGGCGAGACCAGCCAUACGAGACACUGCCAGAGAUCCAGCGGGACUUGGCAGAGCGCAUCCUCUCCUUGGAGGUUGCACUGGGGGAGGGGCCUGGCCCUCCCACGCCAGUGCCUGUGGAGGACUGGCCCACGCCGGUGGCGGACAGCGAGUAUGCGAGCAUCGCCGACGAGCAGGAUGCGCGGCAGCGCCGGCGCGUGCUGCACGAGCUGAAGGAGCUGGUGCCGGAGGAGGUGCAGGAGGCAGUCCUGCGGGGCCCCCAGGCAGUGGACCAUCCCAGGGUGACCUGGGCACGGAGGCUGGGCAGCACCCAGAGUGCCGGCAGCGCCUUGCAGCCGUAUGUCCAGGCUGAGGAGGCGCUGGCGGUGCAGGCGGCGAUUGACCUCGUCAAUGCGGUGAUCGACGAGCAGGCCGGCCAGCUCCAGGACGACCGCGUUGCCCAGCGCUGGCGCGCGCGGGGUUCCGAGGAGUGCGUGGCGUGCUCCGUGAAGCCCCCCCGCGACAAAUGGGGCUACAGGGCGUGCACCGCGGGCAGCCAGGUGCGCCUCCUCUCCCUGCUCCUCUUCCUGCAGGGCGGGACGCACGAGCCCAUGGGCAACCAGGCGCUAGUCCAGAGCAGGACCCCGGCCCAACUCCGGCAGCGCAUCGGCAUUGUCUUCCGCGACCUCCUGCAGAAGCACGUGGCAGCGGAGUCUGCGGCAGCACGCCAGGCGACGGGAUGGAACGUUGCUGAGGCCGUCCAGGCCUCGCAGCUUCUAUGGAUUGCGCCAGCCCUUCUUCUUCGACACCGCCGUUCUGCGCGCACGGACGUGUUCGAGGCCGACCCGGAGCCUGCUGGCACCGACGCCAUAGGAUUCCACGCGCUGGUCAGGCAGCGCCUGCAGGCGGCGGAGGCUGGUGCGGACAAGGCCAGGCCUCCAGCUCACCGCGCCGUGCGGCGCCGGCUGCGGCUCUUGCGGGAUGCAGCGCAGUGCGGCCCUGGUUGUUGGAGGAACUCGUAUCUGAAGGAGGUGGGCGCCGUGGCCAGAGGCAUCCAAGCCUUGGCCCGUUGGGCUCAGAUGUGGAAGCAGGGCAGGGUGCGCGACGUGAGCGUGGAGGUUUGGACGGCUGCGUGCAUCACCCCUGCCGACUGCGGGUGGGCCGCCGCGGAGCCGCCCAGGGCUCCGGAGCGCAAGCUGCGGCCGAUUGCUUGCGCGGAGGUCCUGACCAAGUUUGUGGAGGGCGUCUGCAUCGAUGAGAUCAUGACCAAGCUGCUGCAAGCUUUCGAGCCGCGCCAGCUGGGCUGUGGCACGCGGGACGGAGCGCUCCUCAUCAUCUACCUCGUCCGCAGCUGGGCCAAGUGCGUUGUGGCCGAGGCCGUUCAGGAGGAGGAGGGGGAGACUGAGGAGGAUGACCCUGAGGUGCUUGCGAGCAUAGACCUGGAGAACGCCAACGGCCGUGCAUUCAGGUCGUCAUGCCUGAGAGGCUGCCGGCACCGCGCGCCGGAGCUCGCGGCCCUGGCUGCAACCCAGUGGCGACCAGGACGCACCACAGUAUGGCAGCGUGCAGGUGGGCACUGGCGGGAGUCAACCUCCUCGCGCGGCGGGUGGCAGGGCACGCGCCUCAUGCAGAUCCUGUUCGCCAUGGGAUUGGAGGCGUACGACGGCGCAGACGAUGCCCAGCUCCCGCUGCACCUGCGCCGGCUUGCCGAGCGCAUCCCGCGCGCGCGGGGAGGCAUACCGCUGCUUGGAGGCGCCGCGCAGGGAGACCUUGCAGGGAGACCUUGCCGUCCAGCUCAGCAGGGAUGGGCCUCUCGUCCAGGCGGCGGCGAGCUGGGCGUGCAAGGCGGGUUCUCUGCCGCCCACCCGGGGAUCACGUCUGGCCACUUGUUUUUUUUCAUGCUGUCCAAGUCGGUAGCGCAUGCUCUUUCAUAUGAUGCUCGCUUGGUGCCGUCUCCGGCGCUGGGUGCAGUAGCCGAGCCUGUGCGCGACCGGAUGGAGCACAUAGUCCAGGACAUGAUUUUCGGCAAGCGCGUCGAGGCCGCUGCCGUCACGCAGAUGCGCCUUGCCGGCGCCUUCGGCGGCAUGGGUCUCAGGCGCGAGGCGGCGGGCAGCACGGCGGACGCGGCCUUCUGGGCGGCCUGGGCCGCCAUGCAGGCCCGGAUUCCGGUGUUCGCUGCUGCGCUCGGCGUCUGGAUUGACGGUUGCGCCGGGGCGCUGGACGCGGGGGAGGCGCUGAGCCGGCUGGGGGCGGCAGGCGUGACUGUGGACCUGCAAGGCGGGGUUCGGUUCACACCUGCGGCGGCGGCCGAAUACGCCGGCGGCCCCUGGUCAACGGACGCCCCUGCGGACGCCCUGGGCGCGCUCCAGCUGCACGCGGGCGCGUCGGCUCCAGAGGUGGCCCCCGGUGCUGGCGCGGGCGCCCUGUGGAUCCAGAUGCCCAGUGCACCGGCGGAGUGGUUUCCGAGCUCGUUCUUCAGGGCGGCUUCCCUGAGACGGCUUGGCGCCGUGGGGGCUCCCAGAGGCGCUACUUGCCGGAUCCCGCGCCGCGGGCAGGAUGGCACUGAGGUGCGCGGGCAACCCAUGGACACCAUUCUCAGCCACCAGCAGCUCUGCAAGCAGGGCCCUGCGCGCAUGCGCCCCCGCCGGGCGCUUUCGCACGCUCUUGCCCAGGUGUUGCGGGCAUGCCGCGCAGAGGUGGACAUCGAGCGCGUGGUCCCCGAGCUCGUGCGGGUUGGUGACACCGGCGUCGUCAAGGAGGCCGUGAUGGACCUGGCGGCGACGUUCCCUCGGGGCGUGCAGCCCUUGUACAUCGACGUCGCGAUCCGCUGCCCCCACGCCGCCCGGUACGCGCAGGCGGCAACCACCCCUGGGCAGGCAGCCGCCGCGGCCGUGGCAGAGAAGAGGAACCGCUACGGCACCGACGUCAUGCCCGUGGUCUUCGAGACGUACUGGAUAAUAGCGCCUGAGACGGCACGCUCGCUGGAGCUCAUCGCCGCGCACGCCGGCUGUUGCUUGCGCGACGCACUGGCCGCGCCGAGGUUGGUGCCCAAGUGGAGGGCCACGCUGGAGCGAAUUGUCCAAUUCGCAGCUGCUGACGUCGACUUGCUCGCCCUCGGCACCGACCCGAUCGCCGCCGAGGUGAGGCGUCUGUCGGAAAAGGGCACCGCUCUUCCCCCCCCAUUGAUCGCCCCCUACGAAUUCGCGUCGGAGUUGUCCCUCUUCGACACCCCGGCUCCGCGGCGCCGCGCCCGCCGCCCCGCCGCCGCGCCUCUGGCGGCCGGGGCGAUGGCGAAGUUGCCGGCCGUCCGGGCGGAGGGCGCCGACACGGCGCAGUGGCUGUCCCCAGACGACAUCGCCGAGGUCGCUCGUCGACGUCUUCUCGCAGAACGGGAGAAGCUGCUUGAGCGCAAACCUCUGGAGGCAUUCCGUCUGCAGCCACGGUUCAUUCGACCCGAUUUUGCCAGCCUGAAGUACACCAUCCUCACCGGAGUCGCCCCCGGCGUGUUCUUCUGCCGGUACAUCAUGACGUGCGACGCGCUGCGUCGACAGGCGGAGCCCGACGCCGCCAGGGUGGUGGACGAGAUGGUCGAACUCUGGCAGGAAGGUCGUCGAGACCACCGUGAGGGCGGUGGUGGACAGGAACGCGGACCGUCUG